GGCGCUCAGACCCAAGGCCGAGGCAGCUGGGCAGCCUGCCUGGGUCCUACGUAGGAAGGAGAUGUCACCAAGACAUCCUCCAGCCUGCUCUGGCCCUCUGCUCAUUAUGGGCUGCGGCCUUCACAGUGGGCAGUGAUGUGUGCUUGAUUCCAGAGGAUGCCAUGGGCCGAGUUUCUGCAGCUUGUCAGCUGCAUAGGACUCUUACGAGCCUUAGAGAGAGACCCGAGGGGUGGAAAUCUGUCAGUGCCUCUUUGCUUGCAGCUGGAAACACCUGGGGCUUAAGUGGUGCUUCAGGGACAACUGUACCAAAGGUGCUCUAGAAGGCUGUCCAAGAGCUCCUGAGCGUAGGUUGCCUGGCACACAUAAGUCAUGCAUAUUUAUUUGCCAGAAGAGCUGCUCAGCUAAAAGGCCAGCAGUGUUACCAGAUAUCUGCAGCAACCAAGACAUUUGUGUGUGUCCCGUGGCGGUGCCUGAUGGUGUCCGAGGACAAGGCAGAGGGAGCUCAGGGGCUCUGGAUGACUGCUUGAGGGAUCUGGGCCGCAUGUGGUAUUUUCUUCCGCCACGUGCAGUGAGCCAGACCCAGGAAGGCUCUAGAGGUGAAUAGCUGGCAGCCUGGUGUUCCCAGCAACAGUGUGGGAGUUUGAGCGUGGGUUACUCUACAGGACAGCAGGCCUGAUGGUGGCACAUGGGCUACAUCUGCCUCAAAGGGAAAAAGGCUCUUGGCUCCAGAGUUAGCAGGGCUCCUUGAGAGAGCUUUAAGUAGCAUUGGAAGUGGAAAAGGGAGUAAACCAGGCUGACGGGGAAGAUGCGUGAGCACUGCACAGCCAUGUUUGCGUGACAGUGGAGGAUGGAAGCAGUGCUGCCAUCAAAGGUCAUGAAACUGUAGCAGAAGUCAUGGGAAAAGCAGGUUUUUGCCACAAUUCUUUCAGACAAAAAUACUACCAAAGAAACACUCUUGAAUUUGGGCUUUUUACAGCAGCCUUCAUCCAGGUCUUCUUCUAGGGAAUUUCUGAGGAAUAAGACAUGAGUGCCUCUGCAUUCCCAUGCACAAUGCUGCCUCCAAAAUACUCCAGCCCUUCUCCAUUUGGCUCCUUCCAUUCCUGUGCAGAAUAAGGAAAUUCAGUAGAGGGGAGGUGCAGGAAUUCACAGGCAACGUGGGUGUACAUUGGGGCCUUCACAGCCAUCACUUUGUUAUGAGGUCACAGAGCUCUGUUUGAUGUCACGUUCCAGAGCCCCACUGUGCUCUUCAGUGCUUGCUCUGGGCAACACUGCAGCAGCAGCAGCAGCAGCAGCAGCAGCAGCAGCAGCAGCAGCAGAGUGUUGCUAGCAGGGGGGAUCAUGGUCCUGAGCCGCUACCUCCUGCUGCUCUUUCUCGUGGCCCUGCCAGCCCAGAAUGCCCAGAGUGCUCCAGCAGCUGGGCAGGGAGCAGUUGUGGACACAGAGAGUGCUCUUUCAGCCCCUGAGCGAGGGGCAGAUACCGUGCUGACUCCGAGCUGGUACCUCAAGCGGAUGAACGAUGACAAGGUUCCUGAAGAGUUCCCUGAAGGAUUGCCGGAUGUUCCAGAGGAGCUCCUGGCAGCCUUGCAUGAAGCCCCAUCUGAGACAGAUUCUGAGACUGUACCGGAGACCUUAGCUGUGGAAGAAAGUGACAUUGUGCCAGGCUCACAUGAAAAAAGAGAACCAAUAGAGGACACCAGGACACUUGCUGAGCCUGAGGAAUAUUCAGGGUCAUCCGGUGGGCAAAAAGCCGAGACUGCUGGACACUGUGACCCGAGCAAGUACUACAUCCUAGUAGGGACAGUAGCAGCCUCAGCUUUGCUUCUGCUUGGGGCAGUGUCUGGCUAUCUAGUCAUGCAUCAGCUGCUGAGGAGAGACAGGAGGAGCCAGGAGGACAAAGAGGCAACAGCACAGGACUGUGACUCUUCCUGGGAAAGCAGUGGUCAGCCUAGAGGUGAAGCAGAGUCAGGAGAAGGAGUGGGAAGCGGCGAGAGAGUCCAAGGCAACGGGUUCAGGGACAGCUGCCGCCUGUUUCCUGAGCUCUUUGCAGCAGAGCUCGCCCAGUUGUACAAGAACAUGAGCGCAGACCCGUCACCUCUGCCCACCUGCUCCUUCUGUGCUCUGGCUGACAAUGCCUCUUCACAGGACCACUGGAUUUCCCUGGAGUCACCUCAGCCCACAGCAUCCUCUUGCCCCUCCUACCAAUACCAGCAGGACUACUAUCUCUUAGAGGAUGAUGAUUAGUGAUAGUGAUAGAUGAUUAGUGAUAGUGAUAGCCAUAAAUAGUGAUAGUGGUAGUGAUUCUUUUAGUGAUAGUGAUAGGGACACUUGAUAUUAGAGGGUGGUGGUUGUUUUAAUGAUAGUGAUAGUUAAUAUUAGAGGAUAGUGAUGGUUUUAAUGAUAGCGUUAGUUAAUAUUAGGGGAUAGUGAUUGUUUCAAUGAUAGCGUUACUUGAUAUUAGAGGAGGGUGAUUGUAUUAGUGAUAGUGAUAGUCAUAAAUAGUGAUAGUGGUAGUGAUUCUUUUAGUGAUAGUGAUAGGGAUACUUGAUAUUAGAGGGUGGUGGUUGUUUUAAUGAUAGUGAUAGUUAAUAUUAGAGGAUAGUGAUUGUUUUAAUGAUAGCAUUAUUUGAUAUUAGAGGACAGUGAUUGUAUUAGCAAUAGUGAUAGUUAAUAUUGGAGGAUGGUGAUUUUUUUUGGUGAUAGUGGUACAUUUAGUGAUAGUGAUACUUGGUAUUAGCAGACAAUGAUUGUUUUCUUGAUCUUGAUAAAUAAAUAUUUUUCCAAAAGCAGUAAAUUCUUGCCUGGUGCGGCUGUUUCUGUUGGGGCAGAAUGCACAGAGCUGGGAGCAGGGCUGGGGCUGUGACAGGAGCUCUGAGAAACUUGCACUGCAGUGCAGGAGCUGCUUGUGCCACCUCAGCCUGCUUUCCCAGCAGUGGCCGUUCACAAAGCUUUCCUGCACCAGCACGGGGACACGCUGGCUAGCAGUGACAUGCAGAAACUUCUCUGGGAGCUCAUUUGGGAUGCUGCCCUGAAUCAGGAAGGUCUGGGCAGAGAGGGAAAGAUGUUCUGCAAGGGAUGGCUGUCCAGCAGUCAGCACAUCAAGGAGACCUGAGGUGGUGACUUAGGUCGUGGCAGUCCCUCCCCGAAGAGCUUCAAGAGAGGAGCAUCAAGGAGCAGAAAGCUGGAGCCGGGCUGUGUGAGAGAGGAAGGAAUGUCCUAUCAAUCACAGGAGCCUUCUUAAAAAUUAGAUGGAUAACAGCGACUAUAAUUAUAAUAAAAAUUACAGUCUUGUCGCACGCAGUAUGGGAAAAAAGCCCAGAGCUGGAAUAGAACAGAGAACUUUUGUGGAGGAUUUUGUGAACAGCUAGCUAGUUGACAAAGGUCACACUGAUAUAAUACCCUUAAUUAAGCAAGAAGGAGAUGAGGAUAGGAGUCAGCAGUCAGUGUCCAAACCUGGCAAGGGCAUUGUGCCCUUGGUGCAACAUCAGGAUGGGGGAGAGGAUGGUUAGUUAGAAAUAUGAAGAAAAUAUGUGGACAGCUGCAACAUAGUAGCCACAAGAAUGCUAAGGUAGGCGUAGUU
Messenger RNA from Passer domesticus (house sparrow), 3577 nucleotides. RefSeq lists its product as uncharacterized. Bases 1339 to 2241 code for a protein of 300 amino acids. NCBI's taxonomy places the organism in Eukaryota, Metazoa, Chordata, Aves, Passeriformes, Passeridae. The record is from RefSeq and is a predicted model, not a curated record. The transcript has 6 exons.